UCCUUUCCAGGCCCAGUGUUCUCCCAGUACUCUGUGUUCAGUUUCUGCUGCCUCCACAGCCUACUGUGGGUCUGUUCCUUCAAACCGUCUCUCUACAUCUGUACCUGGGUCACACCACACACACACCUGAAACUACAACGCUAAACUCACCGAAAACUACACACUCACUCAUGACCUCACACACCCCCCUGACCACACACACUCCUUUGGAACAGUCUGAUCCAGCCCUCUGCUCCUCCCAAGAAGAUUUGAUCUACAGUGGAGUGGCCAAUAGAUACAGCUACACAGACUCAGACUUGGAGCCUUAUACCACCUAUGAGUACAGAGUAUCGGCCUGGAACAGUUAUGGGCGUGGCUACAGCAACGUCACUGUGGUGACAACCAAUGAGGACACGCCCUGGGGAAUGGCCCCGCCGCACUGGAGUCGCCUAGGCGACCGUGAUGACGUCGUACAACUACAUUGGCAGGCUCCCGCCAAGCCCAAUGGUGACAUCAGCCACUACGUGGUGCUGCGUGACGGACAGGAGCGUUACCGAGGAGACGAGAUGAGCUUUACAGAUGUGGGUGGGAUCCAUCCGUUCCAGGAGUACGGGUACUGGCUCCGGGCCUGUAACACCGCCGGCUGCACCGACAGCUCACAGGUCAUGGCUGUAACUGUGCAGGGGGUACCAGAGGAAGUGAGUUCUCCCAUAGUUACAGCUCUGGGUCCUGGCUCUCUAAGGCUCAGCUGGGCCCCUCCCUCUAAAGCCAAUGGCAUCAUACGACUCUACCACAUCAACAUGACUAGCACCGGGACAAUACACACUCACACACCCUCGGAUGGACCGCUUAACUACACUUUUACAGAUUAUGCGAGCGGGAGAAGGGCAGAGGGGAGGAAGAGCAAACAGGCUCUGAGAGACUACCAGAAGGUUCUGGUUCAGCUGGAGACUCUGGAGAUCAAUGUGGGAGACCAGUGCAGGAAGGAGUUCACAGCUCUCCAGAUGAUACAGAGACUCGAUGGAUCUGAGUAG
Molecule: messenger RNA, 1013 nt
Organism: Salvelinus sp. IW2-2015
Lineage: Eukaryota; Metazoa; Chordata; Actinopteri; Salmoniformes; Salmonidae
Source: RefSeq, a predicted model, not a curated record